This is a messenger RNA of Camellia sinensis, 1329 nucleotides long. Lineage: Eukaryota; Viridiplantae; Streptophyta; Magnoliopsida; Ericales; Theaceae. The record is from RefSeq and is a predicted model, not a curated record.
AUGAUAGUCAAAGAUGAGUUACCUUUUAGGUUUGUUGAACGUGAAGGUUUUCGUCACUUUUGUAGUGUGAUGCAACCUAAUUUUAGAAAACUUUCACGCAUUACAGUGGCAAGGGAUUGUGUGACAUUAUUUAGUAAUGAGAAAAAGAAAUUGAGGAAUUUGUUCAUGAAAUCAAAUCAAAGAAUUUGUCUUACUACUGAUUCAUGGACUUCCCUACAAAAUGUUUCUUACAUGUGCCUCACAGCACAUUUCAUCGAUAAGGAUUGGAAAUUACACAAAAGAAUUUUAAGCUUUUGUGUAAUAUCUAGCCACAAAGGUGAGGCAAUUGGGAGGGCAGUAGAGGCAUGCUUGAUUGAUUGGGGUAUAGAGAAAUUGUGCACACUAACUGUUGAUAAUGCAAGUGCUAAUGAUGUUGCACUUGCAUAUUUGAAGAGAAAGUUCUCUAAAAAGAGUGAUGCCUUUAUUUUAAAAGGUGAGUUUUUUCACAUGAGGUGUUGUGCCCAUAUCAUUAAUUUAAUUGUGAAAGAUGGCUUGAAUGAAAUCAAAGGGUCGGUAACUCGAAUUCGUGAUGCUGUGAAGUAUGUUAGAAGUUCUCCUCAAAGAGAGCAACGUUUCAAGUCAUGUGUAGAGAAUGAGAGGAUUAAUCAUAAGAGUUCUUUGUGUUUAGAUGUUCAAACACUGUGGAACUCUACUUUUCUCAUGUUAAAUACUGCACUCAAGUUUCAAAAAGCUUUCGAAAGAUUAGAAGAUGAGGAUCCACAUUUUUGCUUAGAACUUAAUGAUAUACCUCCUACCACCAAAGAUUGGGAUGAUGCUAGGCAUUUUACUUCAUUUUUGGAAAAAUUCUAUGAUGCCACUGUUCAUUUGUCUGGUUCUUUGUACAUUACUUCUACUAUGUAUUUUACUGAAGUUUGUGCAAUUGAAGGUUUCUUAUGUGAAUGUGCAAAGAGUUUGGAUCCUUCUUUAAGUGUAAUGGCUAUGAAAAUGAAGAGCAAGUUUGAUAAGUAUUGGGGAAAAAUUGAAAAAGUGAACAUGUUGUUGUUGAUUUCUGUUGUGUUGGAUCCCCGUUGCAAGUUAAGAUAUGUCAGUUUUUGUUACUCUGAACUUCAUGAAGCUGCCACUGUGAUUGAGCUUACAAAGAAGGUAAGAGAGGCAUUGAAUCAAAUUUAUGAUGAGUAUCAAAAGCUUGAAUUUGGAAUGUGUUCUUCUUCUAACCAGACUUGUGUUGAAGUUGAUCAACCAAUUAGUGGAGCAAGUAAACAGUUAAUGUCUCUCAAAUCAAAGUUUCAAAAACAUUUGGCACAAGAACAAUGUGAUGGUGGAAAGUGA